AUGGGCACAAAUUAUAUUGAAUCCCAAGAAAAUCCUUAUCAAGAGUCUCCUGGAAAAAGAGUAAAGAUCCCUUAUAAUUGGGAAAAAGAACCUAACUGCGACUCAAGAUCAGAACUUCUAAAUAACCGUAAAAGAGAAAAUCAGCAAAGCAAUAUUACAUAUGAAUGGUAUCAUGAAAAGACUUCUAAAGGACAAGAUAAUUUAUACAAACAAUCAGGAUUUAACGAAGAGCAAAGGAAUAAUAAAAACUUAGUUGACUCGAUAAAUAAUAUUAUCAAAUGAAGAACUGAUGGCUCCGACACUAAUCGUUCACACAGAAUAAUUAUAAAAAAAUCCGAAAAAUUACUUACAACAGAUGAUAUCAGCCCUCUAAGAUACUCAGAGUCUCAAGCAAACACUUCUUUAUCUGAUAUCAAAACGAAAUCUCAGUUAACUGAAAUGAGAAGAAAUGAGAUAAAAGAAGCAGGGAUUAAAAUUGGGAAAAAAUGAGAAGAAAAAACAAAGCAAUACUUAUUUUUUAAACGUGAUAAUCCACCAAAGCAGGAGUUAGAAAAAUCAGCUUCGUAUUUGGAAUAUAAUAAGACGCCAAAGUAUAGAACGGGUGCAGGUCUAAUGAUAGUGCCUUUAUGAUAGUGUGUAUUUUGACCGAAAGAAGUUAAAUUUCGACCAAAUGUCACAAUUUUUAAAAAUUUUCGAACAAAUUUAUUUCGAUGAAAGUACCCUGUUAACAAUUCACUACCAUUUGGCAUGGAGCCGUAUAGAACAUCCAGUGAACUUGUUGAGGCUCGAAAAGAAACAAUGGUAACUAUCAUAUAGCUCGGAAAUUUAAUUUCUUCCUCAAACUAUACGCAUAAAGAUGCUUCUAAACGGCUUAAAGAAAGAGAAGCUCAAUCGCACAACCGAAUUGAUGUAUUAUCUUGAAAAGAAAAAGUUGAGCAAAGAAAAAAUGAAGAUAUGAGUAUGCUUAUUUAUUUUAAAUAAGCUGAUCAAAAUAAUGCUAUAAUGUUUAGUAUAUUUAAUUAAAAUAGUAUAAAUUGCAAGAAGUAUUUGGAAGCGAUUCAAAUGGAAUUCGAAGAAAAGAACUCCCCAAAUUCUUAAAUAAUAAUAGAGAAUACUGAAAAAAUGAAGAAAAUGAGAGAAACAGAGAAAAUUCAAGAAAAACCUUAUGACAAAAAAGAAAACUUGGGUAUUUAUUAUACAGCGGAAAGCCUGAAUCUUUAAUAAUUGAUGAAUCUAUUCCAGUUUCUCCUAUGUUUGACUCAUCAAAACCUCACUGAAAAAUUGAAGAAACCCCAGAAAAAAUUGCAGAAAAACCAACAAGAAUUCGCCAUGACAGUUAUUCUCCUGAAUCCCUCAAAAAUCAUCAUAAAUCCUCAUGAUCAAAAUAUCUUUUACAGUUUUCAGGCCAAAAUUCCAAGAGCGAGUAUCAGAUAACUUCAGCUAUAAACUCUCAAUCGCCUGUGAAAAAAAUUAGAAAGCAAUGGCAUACCCCAAAAAAGCAAGAAAGCUAUUCAAUGCUAAAUCGGCUGAUAAAUAAAGGCAAUCAUUUAACUCCCCCCCUCCGUGAGUGAACAAAAAAAUUUUUUAUGGAAAAAAAUUUUGAUAUAUAAAUGAUAAUUAGUAUAAUGAAAUCUAGAGCUAAUUCUGUUUAAUUUUAAACGAAUUGCUUUUUAAAACAUAAAUUUUAUAAAUUAAAUUAAUAUUUGCUUUCCAAUUUUUGCGAAUUAGGAAUUUUUUUUAAAUUUCGAAAACAAAUUUUUUUAUGAAAAUUUAUAUUUUAAAAAAAAAAAUUAACCCCCUCUCCGUGAGUGAACAAAAUUUUUUUGUUCACUGACGGAGGGGGGGGGAGUAAGUGCAAGCCCAGCGAAGAGAGCGAUGCUAUCUACAGGUUUCGGUACAGUGAAUUAA
Blepharisma stoltei is the source of this 1908-nucleotide messenger RNA. NCBI's taxonomy places the organism in Eukaryota, Ciliophora, Heterotrichea, Heterotrichida, Blepharismidae. The record is from the annotation of a GenBank genome assembly.